AUGGUUUCAAGUGCAGUGGGCGGUGCAGUAGCGGUGGGCCAUCAGGCGGGGAACCCGUUCUUUGCCGAGUCGCGCGAGGGAGCGCCAAGACGGAGGAGGAACAGUGCAGGGUCCUCGAUCCCGAGUCUCAACAGGGCCGUGUCCCUCGGUGGUGCGGGCGCCGGGGGCGUCGGGGGGUCCAGGGGAUCCGGUGAGCCCCGGAAGAAGCGGUCGCGGUCGACGCUGCCGGCGUCUGUGGGUCUUGGCGGUGGUAUCGCGGCGGUUGCACCGGCGCAGAGGAAGGAUUCGCGACCACUGAGGGACAAGAACUUCCAGUUGGCCAUUGAGGAGGAGAUCCUCCAGUACCUGCAGGCUCAUGGGUUUGACAGGGAUACGCAGUUUGCGCAGGGCGCGCUGACGCUCAAGAUCCUGCAGACGCCGACGCAGAAGACUUACAUGCUCAUCUUCCGAUGGCUGUACGCUCGUGUCGACCCGAAUUACACUUUCAAACGGUCCGUCGAGGCCGAGUUUUACGACUGUCUCAAGAGACUCGGUUGCCCCUUCCUCGCAGAUAUCAACAAGUCGCAGAUCAGUGCCGUCGGCGGGUCCCAGUGGCAUAAGUUCCUAGGGUUGCUCCACUGGUUCGUCAAGUUCAACAGCAGAAUGGACAGUAUCCGCGAGCAAGUUGACAAUGUCGCAAUUAACGAGCCCGCACAGAACAUCUUACAGACCACGAGGGCCGCGGCUACCGUGGAGGAGCAGGACCAGAUCAAGCAGAACUACGAACGGCUGCUCGAGAGCCUCGUCAACGAGUACACAAUGGAUACGUACAAACUGUUCCUGCUCAGGAACGAGAACUACGGCGCAAUGAAAGCUAAGUUUGAAACGAACGUCGAGAAGUUUGUCCAAGUGAUACACCUCGACAUCAACAACUUGCAAAACGAAAAUGAAAAGCUGCUCGCACACUACGACACGGUCCUGGGAAAGACACAGGAGUUGCGGAUCGCCAAGGAGAAACUCAAUAACUUGCAGAAUGACGUGGCGAAAUACCAAAUGUACAUCGAUGAUUUCACGGCAAAACAGGCAGAGAGGCCCGCAAAAUUGCACAACAUGCAAAGGAGGGCAGAGGAGCACCAAAAACAGAUAGACGAGCUGAAGGAACAGAUCCAGCGACUCCUCGAGGAAAUGAAAUUGCGCGGGUUGUCCCUCGAGCGUGUCGAGGACUUGAACAAACAGAAGGAGAUCUUGUUGCAGACACUCGACAACCUCGCGGACCAGUCGGACAAACUGAUCGCGUCAAUGCAGAACAAAAAAUUGGAAAACAAAACGCUCAAGACAAGGAUCUCUGCGCUGCUCAACGAAUACAACGCGUCCAUCGAACUGCUGUUCGAGAGAAGAUUCCAAAAGACUGGUAGGUCCGUGGAAAACAUCCAAGAGUACACACUGGACUUGGAGAAACAACUUGCCGCAGUGGACGAAAAUUCAAAGUUGGUGUACAACUCCUUGUUCAAUAAGGGACCCGAGUACUCCAUGGAGGACGCUCUAACAAACAGGUUUGUCAGACUCAUGGAGGACAUCGAAGUGAGUAUGGAAUCUCUGAUGAACGACAUUACAGAACUGGAGCAAAGACAACGAUUUCUGGAGGAGAAUAUCGAGUCCAAGGAAUGGGAUAACAUGCAACUCGCACAGAAACUGAGGGCCAUGCAAGAACAGAACAGUGCCAGGAGAAGAGAAUUGGAGCGCGAGCUUGAGUCUCAGAAAAAAAUAGCAUUCCAGUUGCAAAAUAGAAAUGAGGAGACUCUGCGACAGAUUGAACUGAGGAUUGGGGACGCAAAGGCACUCGUCCAGGACAAGAAGGCAGAACUCGAACAACUGAAGGUGUCUCUCCAGCAGGAGAAAAAGCAAACGGAGCAGCAAAUGCUGGAGAGGGUCCAGUACAUCGAGAACUUCAGAGUGACAAUCCAAGAAUCUCUCAAUCAAACGAGCGACAUCGUUGUAGAAGAGUUGCAAAAAUUGAAGCUGGAUCAAUAA
This is a messenger RNA of Huiozyma naganishii CBS 8797, 2010 nucleotides long. RefSeq names its product kinetochore-associated Ndc80 complex subunit NDC80 (gene NDC80). The record is from RefSeq and is a predicted model, not a curated record. NCBI's taxonomy places the organism in Eukaryota, Fungi, Ascomycota, Saccharomycetes, Saccharomycetales, Saccharomycetaceae. The transcript has a single exon. Bases 1 to 2010 code for a protein of 669 amino acids. Gene Ontology annotation, cellular component: Ndc80 complex. Gene Ontology annotation, biological process: attachment of mitotic spindle microtubules to kinetochore.